UCGCUCUAUCUCACUUGAUCUUGUGUUUUUGUUCGCUUUCUUUGUCACGAACAAAUUUGAUUGGAGGGUUUCUCGUGAGCUCUCCUCAGCUCUCCUGGUGUACCUCUACAUUAAAAUUGAUAGAAUUCAAUUCUAAAAGAUUGUAAUAGAGAAUUACUAUUUAGAUAUCUAUGUUUUUAUACAUAAUACUUACCCCCUUGUCACGUUUUUGUUUAUGACAAUAAUAAUACAGAAAAAUGGUUUAUACGGAAAAACACAAAAUACUUUUACAAAUAAUCAUUCACGAAGGUCUUCUGGAUGAAAAUAAGAUAAAAGAUUUGGUUAUUAAAUUAUUUAACGAUGAUAAAAUAUCAUUGGUAAUAAAUCAUAUAAAUGAGCAGUUACAACCUUUAAAUAUGUUAAUCAAGAAAGCACAGUGUGAAAUUACAGGUCAAGUAUAUUGGGUUUUAAUAAGUACUGUGCUUGAUGAAGUAACCAGAUUUCAAAAUGAAUUUUCAAAAGGACAGUUAGCCUUAUUAAGAAACAUAUUUUCUGAAAUCAUAACAUCAAGUAAUGGAUUCGCUCAAAGUACAUCAUGUCUUAAUUUGUGUUCUUUGCCAGAUGUUAAGUUAUCAAAAGCAAUGGGUGAAGAAUUUUUGAACGAUGCAGUUAAUAGAAAAUGGUUAGCUUAUAAGAAUGGUAAUUAUUACAUGGGCAUAAGAAGUAUAACAGAAUUAAUGCCAUAUUUUCGAGCUACUUAUGAGGGUAAUAUAAGUACUUGUUGCCUUUGUAAGCAAGUUAUCUUUUAUAGCAAGAGGUGCGACCACUGUCAAAGUUUAUUACACUUACAUUGCUUAAAACAAUAUGCUACAGUUCACAACCCUGUGACAUGUCCCACUUGUGGUUCAGUUUUUCUUAAUGUUAAUUUAUCUGGUAAUAUUUUAUUUCUUUGCCAUGAACUUACAUGUUGCGUUGUUACAAUUAAUUUCUGGUAAAAUCAUCUUGUACAGGUAGUGUAGAUGAUUAUGCAGCACUGAUGGAUGAAGAUACAGAAGAUUAACAGACAUCUAUUAAAAUGGUCUUGAGGCUCAGGAGUCAUUAACGUAUCAAUAUUUUUUAUGUAAAAUGUAUUAAAGAGGAUCUGUAGUA
Molecule: messenger RNA, 1128 nt
Organism: Dufourea novaeangliae
Lineage: Eukaryota; Metazoa; Arthropoda; Insecta; Hymenoptera; Halictidae
Gene: Nse1
Product: non-structural maintenance of chromosomes element 1 homolog
Exons: 5
Coding region: 237-974 (245 amino acids)
Biological process (GO): DNA damage tolerance; double-strand break repair via homologous recombination
Cellular component (GO): nucleus; Smc5-Smc6 complex
Molecular function (GO): ubiquitin-protein transferase activity
Source: RefSeq, a predicted model, not a curated record